AUGGCCAUAGCAGCCAGCUGUAAGUUGCUGAUCCAAAGUGGCCCUGGCAAAGGAGAACUUGGGGAGCCUGGGGCAACGCCAAAGAUAGGAAGUGAGACCUCUGUCUCUAUCUGUGCCCCUAACGGGAUCUCACUGUCACGAGACUGGAAAUACCUUCCGUGCCGUUUAGCAGCAGCUAUGGGAAAGGACACUGCAGACUGCGUAGAGAUUCAGAAACCUGACGUGGGGGUGUUUCCACCAUUGAUGGAGGUUUGGAGCACAUGGUAUCAAGGCACAAAAGCUAGACUAUUCCCAAAUUGGAGGGACAGAAUUGGUGUCUAUCCUGAUUAUACGUCAUGUCUCCUGGACUCUUCACAGAGGUUAAAAGGAAACUUCAGCAGAACAGAAGAGACAGGAGCAGAGGAAGGACUGCUACCUGUGCACCUCUUUGAGCUAAGGGAACGAAUGACAGCGAGACCUGCUGAAGGGUUCCUGAAGGAAGGUGCUAAAAGUGAUGCUGAGAGCCCAGAAACACAGGUCCAAAGAAAGGAGUGUUGUGCAUCCCUGAAACUGAAGGGAGAGACUACAGACCAGGGAGAUUUUAUGUCGAGUUUAUUUGGACUUAAUAAAGUGAACCCCAUUUCAUUCUGA
Molecule: messenger RNA, 630 nt
Organism: Mauremys reevesii (Reeves's turtle)
Lineage: Eukaryota; Metazoa; Chordata; Testudines; Geoemydidae
Exons: 6
Coding region: 1-630 (209 amino acids)
Source: RefSeq, a predicted model, not a curated record